Aphis gossypii (cotton aphid) is the source of this 1256-nucleotide messenger RNA. RefSeq names its product cAMP-regulated phosphoprotein 19-B (gene endos). The transcript has 4 exons. The record is from RefSeq and is a predicted model, not a curated record. Lineage: Eukaryota; Metazoa; Arthropoda; Insecta; Hemiptera; Aphididae. Gene Ontology annotation, cellular component: cytoplasm. The coding region runs from base 605 to 982 and encodes 125 amino acids. Gene Ontology annotation, molecular function: protein phosphatase inhibitor activity.
AAUUAGUGAUUACUGAAUACCAUUCACAUAUACUAUUAUUCAAGUAUUUAGGUAUUCUUCAAUAUCAGUAUUGCAUAGUUUUUACGCGUUAAGUGGCAAGUGUACAACAGCGCAACUCGUAGUUCGUACUCCAAACUGCCGAAAUCCGCGCGGUUCGCAUUCAACAACAAUAAUAACAAUUACCUAUAUUUAUGAUGGUGGCUUUCACGUAUUUUGCUGAUAAGCAGAUAAAACAACAACAGACGAAAAUAAUAACAUGGCUUAAUAUUGUACUAUAGUUUAAGAGGAUUGGCUGCUCUCAGUGCUCUCACUUCUUACCCGCCCAAUCUUUCCGGCACUUCGGCCACAAUACAGAUAUUCGCUAACCGUUGUGUGCCCAACGCGGUUGUUUACAAAUUUGCAAUAUUAUUGUUAAAAAAAAUUUUUAAUUCAAUUUUUUUUGCGCAGGAACAAAACGGCGUCUUAAUUUGUCGCGGUUUUCUUUUGUUCCUUCGUUUUCAAACGUUUGCUUGUUUUUAUUAGUUAGUUGACGACGGUAUAUCCGCAGACAUCACCAUCAAUACUACGCGUGCAACACAAUUGUUAAUUGUCAGUUGUCUUAGCUAUGGCCGAUCAAAAACCAAAUGAAAAUCAAAAUUCUGAAUUUUGUAAGCCCAAGGAUCCCAAAGAUGUUGAAAAAGCUCAAGAAGAGUGUAUGAAGAAACAAUAUCAAAUGAAAUCAAAUUGGCCUCCAGUCAGUGGUCAUUCUGCCCUCCUCCAAAAACGUUUAGCUAAAGGGCAAAAAUUUUUUGACUCUGGUGAUUAUCAAAUGGCCAAACAGGCAGGUAAUGGUAAUAAAUUGAUUAAUAAUCGUCCUGUGCAACAAGUAUUGGGUUUUGGUACUGGAGAUACCAUACCGACACCAGACACAGUUCCAGCCCGCAAGACCUCCAUUAUUCAGCCAAAAUUUAACUCAAGUUCCACUCCGUCAUCCACUACGUGAUUUACAUGUCUUAAUGGGUUAUUAAUAUUUAUUUACAUUUAUUUUAUUCAGUAAAUUAGUUCAAUCAAGUUUUGAAUCAUUUUAUUUUUGUUAAUGUUAAGACUUGUGGCCCAUGGAAUAAACAAACGAUGGCCAUUUGAUUAAGCUAUUUUUUUUUAUUUUUUUUUUAAAAUUAUUUUAUCUUCAAUAAGUAAUUAAAUUUUGUGUAUUAUUAAUUGCAUUAUAUUUCAACUCUAUUUUAACGCUCAUAAUAAAGCAUUUUUCCAACAAAGUA